AUUUAAUUUUAAAAAUGAACGAGCAACAAUAUUGUUUAUACAAUAGUAGUCACGUUAUUCCGGUUUAUAAUCAGAAAAAUGGUUUGGAGGAAGAACGAAGUUUAACAAUACAUAUUUUGGAUUUAAUUGAUAAAUUGCAAAUUAAACUUAGAGACUUGUCAGAUUAUUCUUUCAAUUAUACCGAAAUAAUUGAUUUUGGAGACUUUGAUGUUAUACGAGUUAAUCAAAUGUUGGAUAUCAACUUUUCAGAGUUCAAGGUUAAUAUUGUUGAAAUGCUUCACCAGUUUCAAAAGAAAGAAAUGUUUCUAAAGUGUCAGGUGGGGGAUAAAAAAUGUACAUUAGUGUUUUUUACAAAAUCCAAAAUUAAAUCCAUGGUUUAUUUAACAUUGGACUUACAUUUGACUGAUCAAAAGAUUAUUGUCUCCGAAAUGGUGGCCGAAAUUCAAGAAUUACAAGACUCUAACGAGAAAUUGAAAAAACAGUUAACCAAGAGCAGAAAACUGUGCCAAGACAAAGACGUCGAGUUGAAUGAGGCGCUAAUGGAGAAAAAGCGACUGAGUGCUUACUUUUUCACUCAUAUGAAAAAAGUCGACAACUUAUUUUCCAAUCAAAUUGCCAGAAUUCAGAACCAGUUGUUAAAUUCAAUUUCGAAUCAAGGAACAAAAUUAAGCUCUUUAGAAAAAAAGGUUGUCCUAUUGAAGCAUGAAAAUGAAUUGAAAGUACAUUCAAACCAUCAUUUAACUAAAACAAUUGAAAACUUGAGGAUUGAAAAUGCACAAAAUGCGGCUAUGAUCCAAGAUCUGAAAAAGCAAAACAGUUCUUUAAAUAUAGAAAGGGUUGGUCUUGAGAAGACAGUGGCAGAUUUGAAAAAAUCGGUCCAGGAUUUACAGAUCAGUAAUCAAUAUUUAGGCAGCAAAAAGGGGGAGUUGGAAGAGGAUUUAAACAAGAUGAAUUUAAUAUUGACGGAAAAGGAUAGUAAGAUCGAUGAACUGUCGAAAGAUUUGGUACAGGCUAAUAGUAUGUUGGUAAAUUUCAAUAACCAUUACGAUUCCAAAACCAAACAGGUUGUCGAGUUACUCAAAGAGGUUGAGGCUAAAGACCAACAAGUUAAAGCCCAAAAGAUGCGGUACAACGAGCUUUUGAAGUCAUACAAGGAGUACGAAGUGCAGUACAACUGCGAAAUGUUCAAAAGGAUGCAACAGGAGCUCAGUUUGUCAGGCGAAAAGAUUCGCGGUCUUGAGGAGGAAAUGAGGAAGCUGAGUAAAAUGAACGAGUUGCUCUCCCAAAGGGUCAGCCAGGGAUAUUUUAAAUUACCCUGAACACGGAAAGUUACUUGUGAAGAGAAUAAUUUUGUUUUAAACGUAUUGGUUCUGUUUCCUAAGUGCAAGUAAAAGUAUUGUUAAAUUGAUAAAUGAUAUGGUUGCUGAUUAAUCAAACCCAAUAAGAAUAUAAAAUAUAUUGUUUUC
This is a messenger RNA of Cylas formicarius (sweet potato weevil), 1466 nucleotides long. RefSeq lists its product as uncharacterized. Bases 15 to 1319 code for a protein of 434 amino acids. NCBI's taxonomy places the organism in Eukaryota, Metazoa, Arthropoda, Insecta, Coleoptera, Brentidae. The record is from RefSeq and is a predicted model, not a curated record. The transcript has 8 exons.